Cuscuta campestris is the source of this 999-nucleotide messenger RNA. The record is from the annotation of a GenBank genome assembly. Lineage: Eukaryota; Viridiplantae; Streptophyta; Magnoliopsida; Solanales; Convolvulaceae.
AAAAGUGCUUGCCGGGGUCAUAUUCGGUUCUGGAGAAGAAUCACGGCUGAAGCUAGUCACCUUUGGAUGCUGAAGACUACAACGCCCAGUCGUAGAUCUCGCCACGAAAGUUCACCCCGCAUCGAAAAUGGCUAACUGUCAACCACCGAUUUGUUCGAUUGAAACUAGUGAUGAGAGGAACAUCAGAGGAUGGCUACUGGGAGCUUCGCCGACUGAGGGUGGAGCUAGGCAGAUCCUUCUUCAGGAUGAAGACCUAGCAACGGUGGUAGAAUCGAAGUUUGGUGGGGGGUGUUCUUGUAAGAUUAUUUUCAAAAUCGAGUGGGAACCCUCGACUGAAACUCCGGAAGCAACACUCCCAUGGUCUCUGAACUCCUGCCACAUCGCCCAGACUCCGGCAGACCGCCCUAGGAAGCUCGAACAACCACAGGGAGUUAGGUCUCACAGCAAUCAGGAAAAGAACAGCAUGAGAAAGACUCGACCCAAUGCAAAUUUCGAACCGUUACAGCAGACGAGAGGAGACGGUGAGGACUGGUCGUCGGAGCAACCGGGAGCAAUUUUGACCUGAGCCGGACAAAUCUCCUUUCCCCGCUGACGAUGCCGGGCAGGAGUCCAACAACUCCAGGGGCUCCAGGUCUGACGGCGGUUAUGUGCGAAGCUACCAGUGCAGUCCACAAGUCUUUGUCGAGGACCGACGACCAGCGACACGACCUGCAAUCCCUGCCGCUGACGAGAAGACAUCGUGAAGACCGCAACGCAUGCUCCCUCCUUCUGAUUGGAAUUUGAAGCUGUUGUCCCAUACGCUCAUUGAAGCUGUUGCAGUUGGAGUUUAAAUCUUCUUAUUUCACACCGUCGCCGGGUGGUGCUUAUUCAUGUGCAAAUCAAGUUGUCACCGGAUUCGAAUUUGAGGCGGGAGGAGAAUCCUAGCUGAAGCAAGCCCAAAGGCCGAAGACUGCAUCGGCCGGCGGUAGAUUUCGCCUCGGAAGCUUACCUCCGUUUUCG